This is a messenger RNA of Oncorhynchus mykiss (rainbow trout), 1780 nucleotides long. It is a transcript of the gene pars2, whose product is annotated as putative proline--tRNA ligase, mitochondrial. NCBI's taxonomy places the organism in Eukaryota, Metazoa, Chordata, Actinopteri, Salmoniformes, Salmonidae. Gene Ontology annotation, biological process: prolyl-tRNA aminoacylation. The record is from RefSeq and is a predicted model, not a curated record. Gene Ontology annotation, cellular component: mitochondrion; cytoplasm. Gene Ontology annotation, molecular function: ATP binding; proline-tRNA ligase activity.
CACAGUAGGUGGCAGUACACUGGGAAUAGUUAUCCAGGGAGAUCUACAUUACUCUUAAGAGGAUGCAUGGCUAGCAUUCUUCUCUCGUGUAACUAAUAGACAUCGUAUGAAUCAAAAUACUAGGUCAUUGUUUCACUUUCUUACACGGGGAUAUUGACACCAGUCUGCUACAAUGGAAGUGUUGAUGCAUCACCUUUGGCAGAGAGUCUUGCCCUGCCUACCCAGAGCCAUGAGCACUCCCUGUAAAAUCUAUUUGAGCUGUGCUGCUGGACAUGCCCCCACUGACUCCAUCUCCCGACCUAGCACACACCUUCCCCUAGUCUCCCAUCUCUUCCAGCCCUCCAACCUGCGUGAUGUGGGCCAGGAGAAGCGUGCUCAGGUGGAUAUGACCUGCAAGAGCCAGAGACUGAUGCAGCAGGCAGGUCUCAUUCAUCCCUCCAACCCUGGCUGCUACUACUACCUCCCGGCCACCGUGCGCUCCAUGGAGAAGCUGGUGAGGCUGAUCGACCAGGAGAUGCAGGGGAUCGGUGGGCAGAAGCUGGACAUGCCCAGCUUGUGUUCGGCAGAGCUGUGGAGACGCAGUGAGCGCUGGGACCUGAUGGGGAAAGAGCUGUUCCGCCUGAGGGACCGCCACGGGGCGGAAUACUGCCUGGGCCCCACCCAUGAGGAGGCUGUGACAGAGCUACUGGCCUCUCAGGGAACCCUGUCCUACAGGCAGCUGCCUCUGCUACUCUACCAGAUCACCCGCAAGUUCCGUGAUGAGCCGAAGCCUCGGUUUGGGCUUCUACGCGGGCGGGAGUUCUACAUGAAGGACAUGUACACAUUUGACAUGAGCGAAGAAGCUGCAUACCGCACAUAUGAAUCUGUGUGUCAGGCUUACACCCGCCUUUUCUCUCGGUUAGGCCUGUGCAUUGUCCAGGUCCACGCUGAUACAGGAAACAUUGGAGGUAAACUCUCCCAUGAGUUCCAGCUUCUCGCAGACAUCGGAGAGGACAGGCUACUGGUCUGUGGUAGCUGCUCCUUCUCUGCCAAUGUGGAGACCAUGGAACCAGGCCAGACAGACUGCCCACAGUGCCAGGAGGGAACGCUGGUGGAGUCUAAGGGCAUAGAGGUAGGCCAUACAUUCUACCUAGGCACCAAGUACUCCUGCAUAUUCAACGCCACCUUCAACAACACCCAGAACAAGCCUGCUGUCACUGAGAUGGGCUGCUUCGGGCUGGGUGUGACCCGGAUCCUCGCUGCUGCCAUCGAGGUGAUGUCCACGGAGGAGGCAAUCCGCUGGCCUGCGCUGCUUGCCCCCUAUCAGGUCUGUGUUCUGCCCCCUAAAAGGGGCAGUAAGGUGGAUGAGGUGGCUGGUUUAGCUGAGGAGCUGGCCCUCAGUCUGGGGGAGGCUCUGCCUAGGCUAAGAGGUGAGGUGGUUCUGGAUGACCGGACACAGAUGACCAUUGGUAAGAGGCUGAAGGACGCCAGUCGGCUUGGAUACCCGUACGUGGUGGUAGUGGGGCAGAAGGCUGCCGAGGAGACGCCCAGGUUUGAGGUGAUCUGUCAGCAGACUGGUGAGACAACGUUCCUCAGUAGGGAUGGACUUGUAGACCUACUCAGAUGUGUGGAGACAGUCUGAGUUGCACUGAUCUUGACAUGGAACUGGACUAAACCUUUCCCCCUCAGGAGACUGAAAAGAUUUGGCAUGGGUCCCCAGAUCCUCAAAAGGUUCUACAGCUGCACCAUCGAGCGCAUCCUGACUGGUUGCAUCACCGCCCGGUAUGGCAACUGCUAGGCA